Messenger RNA from Nematostella vectensis (starlet sea anemone), 24177 nucleotides. Its product is annotated as sacsin. The record is from RefSeq and is a predicted model, not a curated record. The coding region runs from base 211 to 23724 and encodes 7837 amino acids. NCBI's taxonomy places the organism in Eukaryota, Metazoa, Cnidaria, Anthozoa, Actiniaria, Edwardsiidae. The transcript has 17 exons. Gene Ontology annotation, molecular function: Hsp70 protein binding.
UACUACAGUUCUCGCGCGCCCUGGGCCCCCAAGGAUUCUGGGGACGUGACGAGGAUAUGGAAUCCUGUGCCUUAUUUCUUGGAAGUGGCGUGGCGGCUUGAGCAUAGUCCAUUUGAGCAGCUGAAGUCUGAGAGUGUUUGUGAAACAUGAAUUUCUAGAAUCUCAAGACCACUGGAAUGGACUAAACCUGGCUAAACAAACGUAUUCGCGAUGGAUGAAGACUCAGAUGAAGAUUGUGAUCUCAUCCAGCCUAGCUUGAUUCAACAGAUCAAGAAAAUUCUGGACCAGUACCCAGAUGAUGGGCAAAUUCUCAAGGAACUUAUUCAGAAUGCAGAAGAUGCUGAAGCAAGAGAAGUGAAGGUCUUGUAUGAUGAACACUCCUAUGGGACUCACAGUCUCUUUAAACCAGAGCUGGCAAAAUUUCAGGGCCCUGCCUUGUAUGCAUACAAUAACGCCAUGUUUAAACGAGAUGACUGGAAUGGCCUCCGUAUGCUAUGCGAUAGCAUCAAAGUCAAGGACCCCAUGAAAGUCGGCCGCUUUGGGUUGGGCUUUAAGUCCGUCUUUCACAUGACAGAUCUGCCAAGUGUGAUAAGCAGCGAUCGCCUUCGUAUGAUUGAUCCACAAGAGACGUUCGUCAGCACCCCAGAGAGAAGGCGAACUGGAAGAGGGUGGCACCUGAAGAAGGACGCUGCGUCAAUACGCAGAACUCCUGACCAGUUUGCUCCUUACAAGGGAAUUUUCAACUGUUCCCAGGAAGCUUUCGCUAAUGGAGAAUACGACGGAACACUGUUUCGCUUCCCUUUAAGGCAAGAAGCAUCAAAAGUGUCGGAUAACGUUUAUUCUUGCAAGAAGAUCCAGGGUCUGUACGAGUGUUUCAAGGCCGAGGCGCACCUGACACUCCUGUUCAUGAAGAGCCUGGAGAGCAUCGAGCUGUAUGAGCGAGGAGUUGACGACAAGGAGCCCAAGAAGUGUUUCCAGGUGAAGAUAUCAGACUCAUGCCUCGAGCAUGUGAGAGAAGGGAGGCUCAACUUCGCCGAUCGUGUGCGCCAGAUUAGGGCCUUAGGUGGAAACGGAAGCGCAGUGUCAGAAACCUAUUUCAUGACGGUAGAAGCAACUUCUUAUCCCUUAUCCGGCAUACCUUCAACACAACAACACCUUUUCGUUGUGACGCAAUACUACAGCGGUAAUGAGGCAUCAUCUGAGCUGAGGGAACUUAUUAAUGAAGAGUCCCUUAGUUACAUGCCGUGGGUAGGGGUGGCUGCCCCCCUUGAUCUAGCAAGCAGCAGUUCAUGGCUGGCUGCCGUAGACGCCCAGCAGCCAAAAGGGCAUAUCUUCUGCUUCCUGCCGCUGCCUCUAGAGCAGAAGAGUCUGACAGGUCUACCAGUCCAUGUGAACGGAUUCUUCGCCCUGAGCCAGAACCGCCGCCACCUAAAGUGGCCAAGUGCCGACCAGCAACAGACGGACCAGCGCAUCACAGACAAGAGCCUUCUGUGGAAUCGUUGUCUGCUUAAAGAAGUACUUCCUGCAGCCUAUGCCACGUUACUGCUAAAAAUGCCACGGAAGAAUGAUGCCUGGCUACUUACCGCUGCUUACUGCGCAUGGCCAGAUGAACAGAAAGUAGAUGUUAAGUGGAAGGUUAUACUAGAGCCAUUGUUUGAAAGGUUUCUUAUCCAUAAAGUCGCCUUCAGUGAAGUUAACGGUGGUAAGUGGUUGGGAUUCGAUAGCGUUAUAUUGGACAAGUUGGAUGCCACUUACGCUCCCGUUAUCACUGCCUUGCUGGAUGCUGGACAGAACAUCGCAAGACUUCCCCGUCGCGUUCACCAAGCACUAGACAGGUACUAUACCUAUUGCAAGGUCAAGGUGAUCACGCCCAAAUUCGUGCGGGACACUCUGCGCAGUUACCCCCAGUGCUACAAAGGAUUGAAACGCAAGGACAGCAUUGUACUACUACGUUACAUACUUCAAGACUCCAACUUUGAAGAUCUAGCAGGUCUGGCCUUGCUUCCCCUUGCUAACAACACGUUUGAAGUGUUCCAAAGAAAUGGUUUUGGGUUUCAGAAGAAGGUUUACAUGCCGUCCGAUCAACAUCCUGGUUCUCUGCUGCGAGGAUUGAAGAGUAUACUCCUAGACACGUCGAUAGAAGCGUCUGUUGUUGCGAGGUUACAUGAGGUCACACGGUCAGGCAAAACUCAGCUGCGAUCUUUGGACGCUGAGGCUGUCGCCACACACCUUAAGUAUGCGCUGCCUUCUGAUUGGUUCAACAACACUUCCGUGCUGUGGUAUCCUGAACGCUUUGACCACCCUUCUGUUGAAUGGUUCAAACAGCUUUGGCGAUAUUUUGUGGAUCACUUCCCAUUUCAUCUUAAUCGUUUCGGUGGUCUCCCCCUCAUCCCUGUCACCCCUCUGACAUCAUCUCCAGUUAAGAUGGCUCCCAUGAACACAACGCCUGUAACGCUUGCCCUAUCCUACAAGGGUGAUUCAUUGCCUACAAAAGUCAAAGAAGUUUUGACUGAGUGUGGAAUAACAGUGGUUGAGGAACUUCCACAAUGCAUCGAAACUCACCCGGGCGUCGUCCCUCAGUUUGUGAGACGCCCAGACUCCCAAGGUGUAGUAGAAGCACUAGUCCAGGUGUUGCGAAGCUUUCCGCAAGCAUUCCCCCGCAAUCUCAGUCUUGAGCAUGUAAGACACUUAAAGGCUUUUCUUUCCGGCGCUAAACUUUCAGAGCCUCAAAAACAGGUGCUAAGAAAACUCCCUGUUUUCGAAACUGUUGGAGGUGUGAAAGGAAUGGCGAAGCAUGUAUCAAUAGAAAAUGUUCCAGUAGGCUUGGAAUCGAGUGAUUUGCCCCCUGUACCCCUGGAUAGGGAAGUCAUCAACCUCCAAGACCUAAUUAGCCGUAACCUAGGUCAGUUGCUUGGAGUCGUGGUACUUCAACCCAUGGACCUCGUCCAAGACCUGCUUUACAAGAUCUCAAGAAGCGAGAUGGAGGAGUCUCAAGUCGAUGCCCUCAUGGACUAUGUCCUCAGCCGUCUGCAACAAUACAACAAGAAGAAUAAUCUGAAAACCGUCCUGAUGAACAUAACAUUCGUGCCUGUCAAAGGCUGUCGACGUGCCAUGCCGAAAGACCUGUUUGACCCGAGCAAGCAGUCUCUCAAGCACAUUUUUUACGGUGAAAAGGGCAGGUUUCCUCUCGAGGGGACUUACACUGAACGUUACCUUUAUGAAAUGCGGGGGCUUGGUCUGAAGGGAGAGGAGCAAAUCACAGCCGACGAUAUCCUGCAGAGCGUCAAAGUGGUCUCCAGUAUCAGCGAGGCACCGCAAGCCAAUAAGAAAGCAAGUACUAUCCUCGAAUUCCUUUCCACUCGUGAGAACCUCCUGUGGCAUCUUUGCUCGCCGGGUGUCACUCUGAUGCAGCUCUUGAUGAACAUUUCCUGGGUACCUGUACUUAAGGACAAACCAGAAGCUUAUCCAAGCUGUCUCCCGCUAAAGGCUUCGGGUCUCCUUGAAAAGCCCAUGAAUGUAAAGACACAGAAGUUUGCCUUCCUUAUUGGAUCGACUAAACCACUCAUUGCAUUUUCGAGAUUAGAUGCAAAAUUGACAGAUGCAUUUGGCUGGAAUACAAAUCCCAAAGUUCAAGAAGUUCUGGAGCACUUGAAGAACGUCGUCGCAUGCUACGACGUCGGGGAGAAGGCAGCAGUUAUUUCUGUUGUGAAGAAAAUCUACGAUUUUCUUUCGGGAACCAGUAAUGUUGAGGUUGUUAAUGGGUUGAAGCUGCUUGGGAUGUCCAGCUGGGUGUGGAAUGGGGAAGGAUUCUGCGCACCUGAAGAUAUCGUGGCCGAGAAGCCAUCACUUGACUUGUCACCUUAUUUAUGCACCUUACCCUCAGAGACACAAGGGCACAGGCAGCUGUUCCUUGGCCAUGGAAUGAUAGUAAAAUGUGGCGACGAAGUUCUUCUGAAGGUGCUUGCCAAGAUCAGAGAUAAGCACGAGGCACAGACGCACCCCCAUGCCAACGACACAAGACGAGACCUGCAAAUGUCCAUUGACAUUUUGAAUGAGCUCAAGCCCAACGCAGGCUCACAUCUGAGUGAAGAGUUCCGGCAACAGCUACUAAUCCCAUUAGAUAACGAUGAUAGUAAUGAGUUGCAGUUUGCGCCUGUGGAUGACUGUACCUACUGUGACGUGGAGUGGCUGAAGCAUGGCAACGAGGCAUCCGAUGUCGAUGACGAGUUAAACAUCAAGUUCAUUCAUCGAAAUAUCUCCCCUCAAACCGCGGAGGAUCUGCAAGUGCCAACCCUGAUGAGUCGAAUGCUGGAUGCGGAGGAGCUUGAAUUUGGGGAGAGCUUUGGCCAGUACGAGCCUCUCACUCGCCGGCUGCAGAGACUGCUUGAGGAGUACACCGACGGCUUCUCCGUCCCAAAGGAACUUAUUCAGAACGCCGAUGACGCAGGUGCAACCGAAGUGAGGUUCCUGUACGAUGAACGAGCGAACGAGGACGCUAUGACUUGUCUUAUUAGCGAAGGAAUGAAGGAAUGCCAGGGUCCUGCUCUCUGGGUUUACAACAAUGCAGUCUUUACUGAUGCAGAUUUUCAGAAUAUCACCAAGUUGAACGGCGCCACCAAAGAAGAGGAUUCUGGGAAGAUUGGAAGAUUCGGACUUGGUUUCAAUGCUGUUUAUAACAUAACCGACGUACCAAGUCUGUUGAGCAGAAACAACCUGGUCAUAUUUGAUCCACAUACAACUCAUCUCGGUAGAGCUAUACGCGAUAAGAGCCGACCAGGAAUCAAGAUAGACGUGACGAGGAGUCGACAGAAACGAAACAAGUUAGCUAACCAGCUGAAGCCGUACAAUGACAUCUUCGGGUGCAACCUUAGACCUGACUCCGAUCAUGUGUCUUUCAAUGGGACUUUGUUUCGAUUUCCGCUGCGUACCAAGGAGCAAGCUAGACGAAGUGAAAUCAAGAAUCUGCAGUAUGACCACGGGGAAGUUGUUAAGCUGCUGCAGAUGUUUGUCAGUGGAGCGGAGUCCUUGCUGCUUUUCACCCAGAAUGUCUGCAAGGUCAGUGUCUACCAUCUGCCUAAAUGUAGCUAUGAUGCUUCUGAGCCUGUCGAAUUGAUGACAGUUCUCAAAUCAGGAGUCAAGUUUAUCCGGGAGCUAGACGCCAACGUCUCGUUAUCAGAACCUGCAAAAGAAUUACCAACCAAAGACCAGAAGCUCAUCAAGCAGUGCAACAUUCUAAAAGCUGCCACUGAAGCAUUGAAGCACAGCGAAGAUCGGCAGGUCCAGUCCUCGGUGCUUUUAAGGACAAGUUGCACUGUUUCAGAAAGUGGUCGCCAGCUGUUUGAUAGUAACCCCUCUCACGUCACCCAUUGGCUUGUUACAUCUACUUUGGUAGGAGAUACUGCGUGGCAGCUAGCGAAACGAAACGGGAAGCUUCUACCAGUUGCAGGUGCAGCAGCAAAGCUGAAGCAGAUGCCUGAUGGCGGAUUUGUACCCGAACCAUUCACGCCGCGUUCUAUUCAGCCUGUGAGUGUUGGACACGUGUAUUGUUUCCUCCCGCUGCCCAUCCAGAGCGGACUUCCGGUUCACAUAAAUGGCAGCUUUGCGACUGACUCAAGCAGACGGCAUCUUCGAGAGAUGACCGAGGAUGACAAGCGAGAUUUCGGAUCUGAGUGGAACAACGUUCUCAUGAAAGAGGCGGUUUGCCACGCGUACUUGACACUUCUCGAAGACGUGAAGACUGUCCUUCCCCAAGAGGAGUCUGCCUAUCCGUUCCACUGCCUCUGGCCUUGUCCUGGGACUGCAGCCUCCUGCCUUAUCAUACAGCAUCAGUUCUACAAGUCACUAUGCUCUCCUAAUGACCCUCCAACAUUGUUCUCUGACAACGCCAGUUGGUGUGGCUUACCUGAAGUAGUCUUUCUUCACCCAGAGUUCCGCCACGAUUGUAAAAUUGGCGAAGAUGCAUUCCAAGUCUUCUCAAUUCUUCAAAAAGGCAAGGGUGUUGUGGUGGAUGUUCCCGGAGAUGUCUUUAACUCAUUUGUUGAAAGUGGAUGCAAAAGAGAGAUACUAAAAAGAUGCUUCAACAUGUACCGAGCCUACAAAGAGGUCUUUCUUCCUGCAAUCGAGUCGCCUCAUAUCUCUGACGAGCUAAAAGAUAAACUGAUCCUGUAUGCACUUACAAACAACGAGCACGGAAGCGAGGAGGUGAAAUGUCUGAUAAGAUUCACCAAGUGCAUCCCGACAACUCCAGACGGCAAUACCAGAAAAUGUCCCUCGGAUCUUAUCCAUCCGGAGCGUGAGGCAUCAAAGCUAUUCGGCGAAGAAGAUGGAAGAUUUCCGACUAGGACAUACAGAGAGCAUUCAACUCUUCGAGCGUUGGUACAGCUGGGAAUGCGCAGAGAUGAUCUCAGAUGGGACGAGAUUAUUGACCGAGCACAAAGUGUGCAGACCCUGAACGAGAGGUGUACCCCGAAGGCUUAUCCUGAAGCACUCUCCCGUGCCAAGGCUGUUCUUAAGUUUAUUGGCGACAAAUUGGCAAACAACAACAAUCUUCCCAGCGAAAGCGAGAUUAAGGAAUUACAGCAAGUUCAGUUUCUACCAUACCUUCCAAAACCAGAAAACACGCCAUUCAAGUGGAAAGCUGAUGAAAUCCGUCCACACACAUUCCUGGCAGCUAGUUCUCUUUACUCAGGGCAAGAUGAAAAACUGAUAUCUACGACUGCACCAAUACUCGAUGACACAAACGAGGGUUGUGGUCGCUUCACAAGUGCAUUGGUCAAGCUAUUAGGUAUCAGAAAGAGUGUGACAAUGGAUCAGGUGAAAAGCCAGUUGCAAACGGUCAUGAAGGUGAAGUUGAGCUGUCUGGACAAUGACAGACUCGAUGAUGUGCGCAAGGUAUGUGCUGCCAUCUACGCGUACCUAGAGAGGAGCCUCGAGGGUGGCGAAACAGAUUUGAAGCAGUAUCUGCAAUCUAUGGAGUUCAUUCUCCAGGACCAACGUUUUUUGAAGAUAGACCAGGUGGCCUUUAGAUGCCCUCCAGGGCUGGCACCGUACCUUCAUAACCUUCAGAAGGAGUACGUCAAGAGGUUCUACUCGCUUUUCAAGGGGCUGGGGAUACGGGAUGAAUUUGGGGUUGAUGACUACAUUCGCACUCUGAGCCUGAUGAAUACGAAGUUUGCCAAUGCUGCGCUAGACCCAGAUUCCCUUCGAGCAGCAGUUGAGAUUGCCCAGCUACUAGGCAAACUUGAUGGAAUUGAUAAACGCCAAGCGAUUUACCUCCCUGAUUCCAAGUCCGUACUUAGAGUCGCCAAAGAGCUGUCAGUCAAGGAUUGUCCUUGGAUGCCGAACGAGCCUGGGAUAAACUAUGCCAACGAGAAAAUUCCUUUUUCGACCUGUUUUGAGCUCGGAGUCAAUACACGGAGAGAAGAUUUUCUUCGAAGACGCUCUCACGGGAUUCCUUUUGGACAGAAAGAGAAGCUGACCACUCGGCUGAAGAGGAUCUUAGAAGGUUAUCCUUGUGAUGGUGCGAUUCUGAAAGAGCUGCUUCAAAACGCAGACGACGCUAAAGCUUCAAAAAUCUGCUUUAUCAAGGACCUUCGUCGCCAUCCAAGCGAGAGAAUUUUUGAACGUUCAUGGAAACCCCUUCAGGGUCCAGCACUUUGCGUUUAUAACGACAGCCCUUUCACAACACCAGACAUCGAAGGUAUCCAACGUCUCGGAGAAGGUAGCAAGGGCGAUGAUCCAAACAAGACCGGCCAGUAUGGGGUAGGCUUCAACGCUGUCUACCACAUGACAGACUGUCCGUCAUUUGUCUCCAAGGGGCAAGAAGCAGGCGAGAUCAUGUGUGUGUUCGAUCCGAACUUGACGUUCAUGCCUGGGGCCACUGAUGAUGCCCCUGGAAUGCAGUACAAGGAGCUGGAUCAUCUUAGGGAUGUCUUCAGUGAUGUUUUCCCUUGUUAUCUAGGCGAACACUUUCCCGUAGAGAAUGCCACAAUGUUCCGAUUCCCUUUGCGUGAUGUUCACAUGGCUUCCAGUUCUAAGAUAAGCAACAAGCCAUUUGAUAUCGAACAACUCAACAAACUGGUGCGGACGUUCAAGGCAGAAAUGUUCCACUCCUUGCUAUUCGUCAACAACGUUAGGGAAAUCUCUCUUUGCGAAAUAAGUGAAGUUUCUGGACAGCCAUUCGACGAGUACAAAGUCACGGCGACCUUGUCACCUGAAGACGAAAAAAGUCUAGAAGAAUUUGCAGGCUACGUUAAAGAAACUUCUAGAAUUCUCCGCAAGGGAAGUGUUUCUUUGGAGGACGUUGAAAAGAGAGAAGUCUCCUACGUGGUAAGCCUUGAAGAUAACCAAGGCAAGAAACAGAGAUGGCUCGUUGUUCAGCGAUGUGGAUUUGAACGUGAUGCCGAGGUGCCGUCUUGUGUUAACUCUGCUGUGAAGAAACAGGAACUCGGUCUGUUACCACGAGGAGGGGUCGCUACCUUGCUGGACUCCCCUUCGGCUGCUGACAAGAAAGCAUUCUGCUUCCUUCCAUUACCUUUCACAACUGGCCUUCCUGUCCACGUUAAUGGCCAUUUUGCCCUUGAUCACGAGGCAAGACGCAACCUAUGGCGCUCAGAAAGUGAAGGAGAUCACCGGGGCGCGUGGAAUACAAUGCUUCUUAAGUCCGUGGUGGCGCCGUGUUAUGUGACCCUCUUGAGUGAGAUGAGGCAACACCUAGGAAUCCAAGACACUGACGCUGUUAUUGGAAGGAGAAAAGCGCUCCAACAAACAGGGCAGUACUUGCGUCUGUUCCCGAAUCUACACAAUAACGAACCAUAUUGGGACGAACUAGCGAAGGAAGUGUACCGCUACAUUGGAAACAAGGAACUCCCCCUCCUGCCUGUCCAUCGCCCAGUGGAAGAUGAGUCUGCGAGUGAAAAGAAGGAACAGGAUGAACAAGCUUCACGUGUGAAGAUCGAGUGGUUUGCCCCAAAAGAAGAGGGUGGUCGUAAGCUGUUUUUCAAUGAUUUAAGUACCGUGACAGCCGAACAGUUCAAGAAAGAUGAUGCCUCCACAAAGCAACCUGCAAAAAGUGUUAGCUUUACCAGUCAUCGUACCUCGUUGUAUUCCGAUCGGGAAGCUGUUCUUUUAACCGACACGCUUCUGCGCAGCGGCCUGAACCUAGCCGAGGCUCCACUUAACCUUUUCAACAACUUCAAAAAAUCAGAUGUAGAUGUAGCAUGCGUUAAUCCAGAAGACGUCCUCUCCUUUUACCACACAGGCAGCAACAUCGAGUGCCUUCCCCAAUGUCUAGAAGACACUGGGAUAAAGAACGUGGAAAACCUGUUACUUGUGUUGGCGUACUGCAAACAUUCCGAUAAGUUUCUUAAAAGUCUUCACGGGCUGCCCUUGUUGCUAACACAAGAUGGAAUGCUCAAAAUGUUUGACCGGGAAAACCCGGUCUUUCUAACGACACACCACACCCUUACCCCAAGAAAUGCCUCACUGUUUGUGCACCGUAACCUCUUCAACAGUGUCUUUUAUGAGGCCCUGUCUAAAUCAAAUGUCUUCAAGCGGUUCGAUAUUGCCGCUUUUGCAAAGCUACUACCUAACAACCUCGAACGGAAGUACAAUGUUAGCGAUGAUUUUAUCGAAUGGGAUCCUAUUUCAGACAAAGGGAAUGACCUGCCCUCGAGGGGAUGGCUGUUCGGCGUCUGGAAGCUCAUAACAAGUGAGAUGAAAGAUGCGAUAAAGAACUGUGUCAAGAAGAACCAAAAGGAGAUAACAUUGGAGCACACAUUGAGACUGGUUCAAAACGUAGUAGCUCCUCUUCAAAAUUGGUGCUUAUUACCUGUCGAAGAGACCGAGUGCUCGUCGCUGGCUUCAAGUGGAACACGUCAUCGGCAACUGUUGGCACCUUUUUCUAUGUCAGAACUUGUUGUGUCGCUUCCAUCUCAAGUUGUGCAUUUCCGUUUCGAUUCUAUUUGUGGCGUACUACGAAAGCUGGCACUUCCAGAGAUCAACACGCGGGUUAUAGUAUCACCCAGCAACACAAGCACCACAUUUGAUCACAAUGCUGACUCCCUGGCUCGCCUGCUUGUCGCCAAUGUUGACAAUCCAAGACUGAUCCUCUCAGCGCUUUCCCACAAGCUAAAUAAAGUCGAACUCCCUUCAACCAUCACCCCGAACGAUUGCAAAGAUGUGCUCACAUACUUCAACGGCAACGUGAAAUCACUUUCGCCUGACGACUCUUACAGUUUGAAGACACUACCAUUUCACGAAACAGUGAAUGGCGAACACACCAGUAUCGCUGAAAUGAAAGGAUAUGUUCUACCAUCUGAAAUACCCAAGGCUGGAUUAAACAUCUGGGAAAGAAGUGGGCUAGUGUUUUUGAAAGAGGACCAAAGCCUUGAGGCUUUGUAUCAAUUCCUGGAUUGCCUGUGCGAGAAUUCCGUGGAUAUAUAUUGUGAAGUUAUUUUGCCUCGUUUCCAAGAUAUGACACAGCAAGCUCACAUUGACCAUUUGCAAUUUCUGAACGGAAAACUUGGUACACUUCAGCUGCAGCAGGGCGGCACGCCAGACAAAAAUAGACUCAUUUCUUCAUUGAGCAGCCUUAAGUUUCUCCCUGGCGUUGUACAUGGCCAGCUGAAGCCCGCCUCUUCCUUCUACGAUCCACGCAACGCUGUUUUCGAAAUUAUGCUUGAAAGCAAGGCAGGGUCAUUUCCUCCAACGCCGUUUAACUCUGACUAUUGGCUAUCAUUCUUGUGUAAGAUCGGGCUUAUCCACAUCGUUAGCAACCAGAAAUUCGUAGAAUUUGCUGAAGAAGUGGCAAAUGAAGCCAAAUGUUCUAGAACCGAUGCCACCUUCGAGAAGUCGCUGACUCUUAUCGAGCAUCUUUUCAACCGAGAAGACAUAACUAGCCCCUUGUUAGCAGAUAUCAAGAACACAAAGUUCGUCCCUCCCCACAAGGUCAGCGAGGCUCUGUCUCGGCUCUGCCCUCCAUUUGGAAGCAACGUGAAUAGUGAGCUCUCGUACAUCCCCUUCAAUGGGUCAGUCCUACCCAACCACGAGACAAUCUCAUGGACGAGUGCGAAUAUUCUACCCCGGCAAGCAUGUCCGCCUUGGCCCUUAUGGGGCAUUGGACAAAUGCUUGGAAUCUACAAAAAGCCACCUGUGGAAGUAGUCGUUGCACACUGUUUGACGAUUUCCAAACGUUUUGCCAAGACGCUCAACGAGGAUACGAAGAAUCUGACGGAACCUUGCAAGAUAAAGGAUGUUAUGGAAGAUCUUUAUGAUUUUCUAUCGACUUGCGCUGACGAUGUUUCAGUAGAUCGCCUAAAAAACGCACAGUGCAUUCUCGUCGCGAACGGAAGGCGCGUCGUUCUUCCACGCCAGAUUGUUGUCCAAUCCUCCAUAGAGAUCCCUCCGUAUCUGUACAAGAUCCCGCUCGAGCUCGGUAAGUUCCACGAACUGUUCAAGCGGCUCGGUGCCACUGGCACUGUAACAGUGCAGCAGUAUGUAUCAGUGCUUGACAUGAUCCAUAAAAAGUGUGGCAACAAAUGCAUGGAUCCUAAUGAGAUGAGAAGCUCUCUAAUGGCAACCAAAGGGAUAUUUGAUCUGCUUUCACAGAGCAAACGAACCCCUGAUAAAAUGGAGCAUCUGUUCUUACCAGGUGCGAGAAAAAGUGAAAAAGACCGGGUGUAUUUAGUCCCCUCCCACCAGCUUAUUUGUGAUGAUGCGCCGCACUUUCGCGAUAGAAUCGACGGAUUUGAAGAGGUUUUGUUGAUUAGGCUAAAAGACUGCUGGCUGGAAAACGCCAGUGAUGACACGCUUGUCUGUAAGCUACCAGAGAAGGUCCGUCCUCAAAUGAUGACUCAGGUAGUGGAAGAGAGGCUACUUAAUAAUGAUAGUAAAGAAUGUGAUGACGACGACCAAUCAAAUGUGGCAGCAAGACAACUCAGACAGGUUAUCAAUUCGGAUGAAUUCUGCCUAGGAUUCGCCCGCCUCGUCAAGCACGAAGACUACGAGAACAAAAAAGAAACAAGGCCAGAUAUUCUGAGCGACAUCAAGAGUAAGCUUGCUAGUCUUCGAGUUGUCAGUGGUCCAGAACUGCGCACACAGCUUUUCUACAAAGAGCAUGCAAUUCCUGGUAGUGAGUCCAAAGUUGAUUGCUUCGAUGAACACAGCAAUACCGAUAACAUCGUGACACUCUACGUCAACACAGACAUUCAAUCAAUUCAGCCAAAGAUUGCUGAGGUCGUCAAUAGAAUUGCUGGUAAGGUUCUUACAAAUCUGGUGUACCUAGCACCACUUCUUAGCAUGCCUCCUUGGGGAAUUAGCUUGUACCUGGACAAGAAUAAGAUCCGUGAGGACAACAGUGUGGAGACGUCGCAUCUGCCCGAGCCUGGUUCCUAUGUUCACCUGGAUCAUCAUUUUCUCCUGGAUAACUCCUUUGAUCACUUCCACGCAGGCGAGUAUGUGGGCUACGAGAUGGACGACCCAAGCCUGCGGGAUGAGGAUGGUCCUCCUACUUACAUCUACGCGAUCGUGGUGGAGGAAAUCCCAGGAGAGGAGAGCACUGCGCUCUUUCUAACUCGGAAGUACAAGAUCAACAUCGGUGACGACCGGGAGGUAAUCGCAGAUGGAAUUGAUCUGUAUAAGUUCAGACGACCACCAGACGCACAACGUGAUGGCACUGGCAUGGAACUUGUCAAACGCGCUAGUGAGAGUGAAGUACCUCCUCCCAAGCACACUGGGGUUCUUAAGGAUGCCCUUGACGAAGUGACAAGAGUUCUCGAAGAGGCAUGGAAACUGCCCUUGGAAACACGCAGGAAGAUCAUCAAACGACUCUUCCUCAAGUGGCACCCAGACAAGAACCCGGACGAUGUUGAGUUCUGCACUAAGGUGUUUCAGCACCUUCAGAAUGAGAUUCAAAGGCUGGAGAUCGGAAAAGCCAGUGUCUUUCACUCUUCUGGCUUCUCUGAUUUCCAUGGCUUUUCUCAGAGGUGGGGUAGACGAGCCCGCAGUUACGGACAAAGCUGGAGUAGCUAUGGAACUAGUCGCGGGUAUAGCGGGGGAUGGUCUAGUUACCGUUCCUCUUAUGUGCCGAGGAGCUCUGGGCGCAGGAACCCUCAGCCCACAGAAUCGCGACGAUGGUUUCGCCAAGCUGAGGCGGAUCUCGCGGCGGUUGCGAAUGAUCUGGGUGUUCUGAACAUGUACUACGAAUGGGGAUGCUUCAAGUCUCAUCAGGCUGCUGAAAAGGCACUAAAGGCUGCCCAGUUCUCAUUGGACGCGACCAACGUUCGCAUACACGACCUACACAUGAUCGCCAGCUGUUUAGACGAUUCCACACUCAGCAGCCUCGCCGUGCAGCUUGAAGGCCUGGUUGGUAACUCUAUGCGCAUGCGCUACCCAGACUGCAUGGUUUCUCCCAGAAUCCCUCACGAUGUGUACACAAGAAAGCAAAGUCAAGAGGCGUAUUGUCUGGCCAAAGAGAUCUUGAAUCGAGUCAGGGAGAGAUUUUUCAUAAGCAACAAGCCAUUUGAUAUCGAUCAACUCAACAAACUGGUGCAGACGUUCAAGGCAGAAAUGUUACACUCCUUGCUAUUUGUCAACAACGUUAGGGAAAUCUCUCUCUGCGAAAUAAGUGAAGUUUCUGGACAGCCAUUCGACGAGUACAAAGUCACGGCGACCUUGUCACCUGAAGACGAAAAAAGGCUAGAAGAAUUUGCAGGCUACGUUAAAGAAACUUCUAGAAUUCUCCGCAAGGGAAGUGUUUCUUUGGAGGACGUUGAAAAGAGAAAAGUCUCCUACGUGGUAAGCCUUGAAGAUAACCAAGGCAAGAAAGAGAGAUUUCUCGUUGUUCAGCGAUGUGGAUUUGAACGUGAUGCCGAGGUGCCGUUUUGUGUUAACUCUGCUGUGAAGAAACAGGAACUCGGUCUGUUACCACGAGGAGGGGUUGCUACCUUGCUGGACUCCCCUUCGGCUGCUGACAAGAAAGCAUUCUGCUUCCUUCCAUUACCUUUCACAACUGGCCUUCCUGUCCACGUUAAUGGCCAUUUUGCCCUUGAUCACGAGGCAAGACGCAACCUAUGGCGCUCAGAAAGUGAAGGAGAUCACCGGGGCGCGUGGAAUACAAUGCUUCUCAAGUCCGUGGUGGCGCCGUGUUAUGUGACCCUCUUGAGUGAGAUGAGGCAACACCUAGGAAUCCAAGACACUGACGCUGUUAUUGGAAGGAAUGAAGCGCUCCAGCAAACGAAACAGUACUUGCAAUUGUUCCCGAAUCUACACAAUAGGGAACAAUAUUGGGACGAACUAGCGAAGGAAGUGUACCGCUACAUUAGAAACAAGGAAGUCCCCCUCCUGCCUGUCCAUCGCCCAGUGGAAGAUGAGUCUGCUAGUGAAAAGAAGGAAAAGGAUGAACAAGCUUCACGUGUGAAGAUCGAGUGGUUUGCCUCAAAAGAAGAGGGUGGUCGUGAGCUGUUUUUCAAUGAUUUAAGUACCGUGACAGCCGAACAGUUCAAGAAAGAUGAUGCCUCCACAAAGAAACCUGCAAAUAGUGUUAGCUUUACCAGUCAUCAUGUAGAUGUAGCAUGCGUUAAUCCAGAAGACGUCCUCUCCUUUUACCACACAGGCAGCAACAUCGAGUGCCUUCCCCAAUGUCUAGAAGACACUGGGAUAAAGAACGUGGAAAACCUGUUACUUGUGUUGGCGUACUGCAAACAUUCCGAUAAGUUUCUUAAAAGUCUUCACGGGCUGCCCUUGUUGCUAACACAAGAUGGAAUGCUGAGAAUGUUUGACGAGGAAAACCCGGUCUUUCUAACGACACACCACACCCUUACCCCAAGAAAUGCCUCACUCUUUGUGCACCGUAACCUCUUCAACAUUGUCUUUUAUGAGGCCCUGUCUAAAUCAAAUGUCUUCAAGCGGUUCGAUGUUGCCGCUUUUGCAAAGCUACUACCUAACAACCUCGAACGGAAGUACAAUUGUAGCGAUGAUUUUAUCGAAUGGGAUCCUAUUUCAGACAACAAGAAUGACCUGCCCUCGAGGGGAUGGCUGUUCGACGUCUGGAAGCUCAUGAAAAGUGAGAUAAAAGAUGCGAUAAAGAACUGUGUCAAGCAGAACCAUAAUGAGGUAACAUUGGAGUACAAAUCAAGAAUAGCUCAAAAUGUAGUAGCUCCUCUUCAAAAUUGGUGUCUAUUACCUGUCGAAGAGACCGAAUGCUCGUCGCUGGCUUCAAGUGGAACACGUCAUCGGCAACUGUUGGCACCUUUUUACAUGUCAAAACUUGUUGUGUCGCUUCCAUCUCAAGUUGUGCCUUUCCAUUUCGAUUCUAUUUGUGGCGUACUACGAAAGCUGGCACUUCCAGAGAUCAACACGCGGGUUAUAGUAUCACCCAGCAACACAAUCAGCAUAUUUGAUGACAAUGCUGACUCCCUGGCUCGCCUGCUUGUCGCCAAUGUUGACAAUCCAAGACUGAUCCUCUCAGCGCUUUCCCACAAGCUAAAUAAAGUUGAACUCCCUUCUACCAUCACCUCGAAGGAUUGCAAAGAUGUGCUCACAUACUUCAACGGCAACGUGAAAUCACUUUCGCCUGACGACUCUUAUUGUUUGGAGACACUACCAUUUCACGAAACAGUGAAUGGCGAACACACCAGUAUCGCUGAAAAGAAAGUAUAUGUUCUACCAUCUGAAAUACCCAAGGCUGGAUUAAACAUCUGGGAAAGAAGUGGGCUAGUGUUUUUGAAAGAGGACCAAAGCCUUGAGGCUUUGUAUCAAUUCCUGGAUUGCCUGUGCAAGAAUUCCGUGGAUAUAUAUUGUGAAGUUAUUUUGCCUCGUUUCCAAGAUAUGACACAGCAAGCUCACAUUGACCAUUUGCAAUUUCUGAACGGAAAACUUGGUACACUUCAGCUGCAGCAGGGCGGCACGCCAGACAAAAAUAGACUCAUUUCUUCAUUGAGCAGCCUUAAGUUUCUCCCUGGCGUUGUACAUGGCCAGCUGAAGCCCGCCUCUUCCUUCUACGAUCCACGCAACGCUGUUUUCGAAAUUAUGCUUGAAAGCAAGGCAGGGUCAUUUCCUCCAACGCCGUUUAACUCUGACUAUUGGCUAUCAUUCUUGUGUAAGAUCGGGCUUAUCCACAUCGUUAGCAACCAGAAAUUCGUAGAAUUUGCUGAAGAAGUGGCAAAUGAAGCCAAAUGUUCUAGAACCGAUGCCACCUUCGAGAAGUCGCUGACUCUUAUCGAGCAUCUUUUCAACCGAGAAGACAUAACUAGCCCCUUGUUAGCAGAUAUCAAGAACACAAAGUUCGUCCCUCCACACAAGGUCAGCGAGGCUCUGUCUCGGCUCUGCCCUCCAUUUGGAAGCAACGUGAAUAGUGAGCUCUCGUACAUCCCCUUCAAUGGGUCAGUCCUACCCAACCACGAGACAAUCUCAUGGACGAGUGCGAAUAUUCUACCCCGGCAAGCAUGUCCGCCUUGGCCCUUAUGGGGCAUUGGACAAAUGCUUGGAAUCUACAAAAAGCCACCUGUGGAAGUAGUCGUUGCACACUGUUUGACGAUUUCCAAACGUUUUGCCAAGACGCUCAACGAGGAUACGAAGAAUCUGACGGAACCUUGCAAGAUAAAGGAUGUUAUGGAAGAUCUUUAUGAUUUUCUAUCGACUUGCGCUGACGAUGUUUCAGUAGAUCGCCUAAAAAACGCACAGUGCAUUCUCGUCGCGAACGGAAGGCGCGUCGUUCUUCCACGCCAGAUUGUUGUCCAAUCCUCCAUAGAGAUCCCUCCGUAUCUGUACAAGAUCCCGCUCGAGCUCGGUAAGUUCCACGAACUGUUCAAGCGGCUCGGUGCCACUGGCACUGUAACAGUGCAGCAGUAUGUAUCAGUGCUUGACAUGAUCCAUAAAAAGUGUGGCAACAAAUGCAUGGAUCCUAAUGAGAUGAGAAGCUCUCUAAUGGCAACCAAAGGGAUAUUUGAUCUGCUUUCACAGAGCAAACGAACCCCUGAUAAAAUGGAGCAUCUGUUCUUACCAGGUGCGAGAAAAAGUGAAAAAGACCGGGUGUAUUUAGUCCCCUCCCACCAGCUUAUUUGUGAUGAUGCGCCGCACUUUCGCGAUAGAAUCGACGGAUUUGAAGAGGUUUUGUUGAUUAGGCUAAAAGACUGCUGGCUGGAAAACGCCAGUGAUGACACGCUUGUCUGUAAGCUACCAGAGAAGGUCCGUCCUCAAAUGAUGACUCAGGUAGUGGAAGAGAGGCUACUUAAUAAUGAUAGUAAAGAAUGUGAUGACGACGACCAAUCAAAUGUGGCAGCAAGACAACUCAGACAGGUUAUCAAUUCGGAUGAAUUCUGCCUAGGAUUCGCCCGCCUCGUCAAGCACGAAGACUACGAGAACAAAAAAGAAACAAGGCCAGAUAUUCUGAGCGACAUCAAGAGUAAGCUUGCUAGUCUUCGAGUUGUCAGUGGUCCAGAACUGCGCACACAGCUUUUCUACAAAGAGCAUGCAAUUCCUGGUAGUGAGUCCAAAGUUGAUUGCUUCGAUGAACACAGCAAUACCGAUAACAUCGUGACACUCUACGUCAACACAGACAUUCAAUCAAUUCAGCCAAAGAUUGCUGAGGUCGUCAAUAGAAUUGCUGGUAAGGUUCUUACAAAUCUGGUGUACCUAGCACCACUUCUUAGCAUGCCUCCUUGGGGAAUUAGCUUGUACCUGGACAAGAAUAAGAUCCGUGAGGACAACAGUGUGGAGACGUCGCAUCUGCCCGAGCCUGGUUCCUAUGUUCACCUGGAUCAUCAUUUUCUCCUGGAUAACUCCUUUGAUCACUUCCACGCAGGCGAGUAUGUGGGCUACGAGAUGGACGACCCAAGCCUGCGGGAUGAGGAUGGUCCUCCUACUUACAUCUACGCGAUCGUGGUGGAGGAAAUCCCAGGAGAGGAGAGCACUGCGCUCUUUCUAACUCGGAAGUACAAGAUCAACAUCGGUGACGACCGGGAGGUAAUCGCAGAUGGAAUUGAUCUGUAUAAGUUCAGACGACCACCAGACGCACAACGUGAUGGCACUGGCAUGGAACUUGUCAAACGCGCUAGUGAGAGUGAAGUACCUCCUCCCAAGCACACUGGGGUUCUUAAGGAUGCCCUUGACGAAGUGACAAGAGUUCUCGAAGAGGCAUGGAAACUGCCCUUGGAAACACGCAGGAAGAUCAUCAAACGACUCUUCCUCAAGUGGCACCCAGACAAGAACCCGGACGAUGUUGAGUUCUGCACUAAGGUGUUUCAGCACCUUCAGAAUGAGAUUCAAAGGCUGGAGAUCGGAAAAGCCAGUGUCUUUCACUCUUCUGGCUUCUCUGAUUUCCAUGGCUUUUCUCAGAGGUGGGGUAGACGAGCCCGCAGUUACGGACAAAGCUGGAGUAGCUAUGGAACUAGUCGCGGGUAUAGCGGGGGAUGGUCUAGUUACCGUUCCUCUUAUGUGCCGAGGAGCUCUGGACGCAGGAACCCUCAGCCCACAGAAUCGCGACGAUGGUUUCGCCAAGCUGAGGCGGAUCUCGCGGCGGUUGCGAAUGAUCUGGGUGUUCUGAACAUGUACUACGAAUGGGGAUGCUUCAAGUCUCAUCAGGCUGCUGAAAAGGCACUAAAGGCUGCCCAGUUCUCAUUGGACGCGACCAACGUUCGCAUACACGACCUACACAUGAUCGCCAGCUGUUUAGACGAUUCCACACUCAGCAGCCUCGCCGUGCAGCUUGAAGGCCUGGUUGGUAACUCUAUGCGCAUGCGCUACCCAGACUGCAUGGUUUCUCCCAGAAUCCCUCACGAUGUGUACACAAGAAAGCAAAGUCAAGAGGCGUAUUGUCUGGCCAAAGAGAUCUUGAAUCGAGUCAGGGAGAGAUUUAUAAGCAACAAGCCAUUUGAUAUCGAUCAACUCAACAAACUGGCGCAGACGUUCAAGGCAGAAAUGUUCCACUCCUUGCUAUUCGUCAACAACGUUAGGGAAAUCUCUCUCUGCGAAAUAAGUGAAGUUUCUGGACAGCCAUUCGACGAUGAGAUGAGGCAACACCUAAGAAUCCAAGACACUGACGCUGUUAUUGGAAGGAAUGAAGCGCUCCAGCAAACGGAACAGUACUUGCAAUUGUUCCCGAAUCUACACAAUAGGAAACAAUAUUGGGACGAACUAGCGAAGGAAGUGUACCGCUACAUUGGAGACAAGGAAGUCCCCCUUCUGCCUGUCCAUCGCCCAGUGGAAGAUGAGUCUGCGAGUGAAAAGAAGGAAAAGGAUGAACAAGCUUCACGUCCGAACAGUUCAAGAAAGCUGAUGCCUGCAAAUAGUGUUAGCUUUACCAGUUAUCGUACCUCGUUGUAUUCCGAUAGGGAAGCUGUUCUUUUAACCGACACGCUUCUGCGCAGCGGCCUGAACCUAGCCGAGGCUCCACAUAACAUUUUCAACAACUUCAAAAAAUCAGAUGUAGAUGUAGCAUGCGUUAAUCCAGAAGACGUCCUCUCCUUUUACCACACAGGCAGCAACAUCGAGUGCCUUCCCCAAUGUCUAAAAGACACUGGGAUAAAGAACGUGGAAAACCUGUUACUUGUGUUGGCGUACUGCAAACAUUCCGAUAAGUUUCUUAAAAGUCUUCACGGGCUGCCCUUGUUGCUAACACAAGAUGGAAUGCUGAGAAUGUUUGACGAGGAAAACCCGGUCUUUCUAACGACACACCACACCCUUACCCCAAGAAAUGCCUCACUCUUUGUGCACCGUAACCUCUUCAACAUUGUCUUUUAUGAGGCCCUGUCUAAAUCAAAUGUCUUCAAGCGGUUCGAUAUUGCCGCUUUUGCAAAGCUACUACCUAACAACCUCGAACGGAAGUACAAUGUUAGCGAUGAAUUUAUCGAAUGGGAUCCUAUUUCAGACAACAAGAAUGACCUGCCCUCGAGGGGAUGGCUGUUCGACGUCUGGAAGCUCAUGAAAAGUGAGAUAAAAGAUGCGGUAAAGAACUGUGUCAAGCAGAACCAUAAUGAGGUAACAUUGGAGUACAAAUCGAGAAUAGCUCAAAAUGUAGUAGCUCCUCUUCAAAAUUGGUGUCUAUUACCUGUCGAAGAGACCGAGUGCUCGUCGCUGGCUUCAAGUGGAACACGUCAUCGGCAACUGUUGGCACCUUUUUCUAUGUCAAAACUUGUUGUGUCGCUUCCAUCUCAAGUUGUGCCUUUCCGUUUCGAUUCUAUUUGUGGCGUACUACGAAAGCUGGCACUUCCAGAGAUCAACACGCGGGUUAUAGUAUCACCCAGCAACACAAGCAGCAUAUUUGAAAGCAAUGCUGACUCCUUGGCUCGCCUGCUUGUCGCCAAUGUUGACAAUCCAAGACUGAUCCUCUCAGCGCUUUCCCACAAGCUAAAUAAAGUCGAACUCCCUUCUACCAUCACCUCGAAGGAUUGCAAAGAGGUGCUCACAUACUUCAACGGCAACGUGAAAUCACUUUCGCCUGACGACUCUUACAGUUUGAAGACACUACCAUUUCACGAAACAGUGAAUGACAAACACACCAGUAUCGCUGAAAAGAAAGUAUAUGUUCUACCAUCUGAAAUACCCAAGGCUGGAUUAAACAUCUGGGAAAGAAGUGGGCUAGUGUUUUUGAAAGAGGACCAAAGCCUUGAGGCUUUGUAUCAAUUCCUGGAUUGCCUGUGCAAGAAUUCCGUGGAUAUAUAUUGUGAAGUUAUUUUGCCUCGUUUCCAAGAUAUGACACAGCAAGCUCACAUUGACCAUUUGCAAUUUCUGAACGGAAAACUUAGUACACUUCAGCUGCAGCAGGACGGCACGCCAGACAGAAAUAGACUCAUUUCUUCAUUGAGCAGCCUUAAGUUUCUCCCUGGCGUUGUACAUGGCCAGCUGAAGCCCGCCUCUUCCUUCUACGAUCCACGCAACGAUGUUUUCAAAAUUAUGCUUGAAAGCAAGGCAGGGUUAUUUCCUCCAACGCCGUUUAACUCUGACUAUUGGCUAUCAUUCUUGUGUAAGAUCGGGCUUAUCCACAUCGUUAGCAACCAGAAGUUCGUAGAAUUUGCUGAAGAAGUGGCAAAUGAAGCCAAAUGUUCUAGAACCGAUGCCACCUUCAAAAAGUCGCUGACUCUUAUCAAACAUCUUUUCAACCGAGAAGACAUAACAACUAGCCCCUUGUUAGCAGAUAUCAAGAACACAAAGUUCGUCCCUCCACACAAGGUCAGCGAGGCUCUGUCUCGGCUCUGCCCUCCAUUUGGAAGCAACGUGAAUAGUGAGCUCUCGUACAUCCCCUUCAAUGGGUCAGUCCUACCCAACCACGAGACAAUCUCAUGGACGAGUGCGAAUAUUCUACCCCGGCAAGCAUGUCCGCCUUGGCCCUUAUGGGGCAUUGGACAAAUGCUUGGAAUCUACAAAAAGCCACCUGUGGAAGUAGUCGUUGCACACUGUUUGACGAUUUCCAAACGUUUUGCCAAGACGCUCAACGAGGAUACGAAGAAUCUGACGGAACCUUGCAAGAUAAAGGAUGUUAUGGAAGCUCUUUAUGAUUUUCUAUCGACUUGCGCUGACGAUGUUUCAGUAGAUCGCCUAAAAAACGCACAGUGCAUUCUCGUCGCGAACGGAAGGCGCGUCGUUCUUCCACGCCAGAUUGUUGUCCAAUUCCCCAUAGAGAUCCCUCCGUAUCUGUACAAGAUCCCGCUCGAGCUCGGUAAGUUCCACGAACUGUUCAAGCGGCUCGGUGCCACUGGCACUGUAACAGUACAGCAGUAUGUAUCAGUCCUUGACAUGAUCCAUAAAAAGUGUGGCAACAAAUGCAUGGAUCCUAAUGAGAUGAGAAGCUCUCUAAUGGCAACCAAAGGGAUAUUUGAUCUGCUUUCACAGAGCAAACGAACCCCUGAUGAAAUGGAGCAUCUGUUCUUACCAGGUGCGAGAAAAAGUGAAAAAGACCGGGUGUAUUUAGUCCCCUCCCACCAGCUUAUUUGUGAUGAUGCGCCGCACUUUCGCGAUAGAAUCGACGGAUUUGAAGAGGUUUUGUUGAUUAGGCUAAAAGACUGCGGGCUGGAAAACGCCAGUGAUGACACGCUUGUCUGUAAGCUACCAGAGAAGGUCCGUCCUCAAAUGAUGACUCAGAUAGUGGAAGAGAGGCUACUUAAUAAUGAUAGUAAAGCAUGUGAUGACGACGACCAAUCAAAUGUGGCAGCAAGACAACUCAGACAGGUUAUCAAUUCGGAUGAAUUCUGCCUAGGAUUCGCCCGCCUCGUCAAGCACGAAGACUACGAGAACAAAAACGAAACAAGGCCAGAUAUUCUGAGCGACAUCAAGAGUAAGCUUGCUAGUCUUCGAGUUGUCAGUGGUCCAGAACUGCGCACACAGCUUUUCUACAAAGAGCAUGCAAUUCCUGGUAGUGAGUCCAAAGUUGACUGCUUCGAUGAACACAGCAAUACCGAUAACAUCGUGACACUCUACGUCAACACAGACAUUCAAUCAAUUCAGCCAAAGAUUGCUGAGGUCGUCAAUAGAAUUGCUGGUAAGGUUCUUACAAAUCUGGUGUACCUAGCACCACUUCUUAGCAUGCCUCCUUGGGAAAUAAGCUUGUACCUGGACAAGAAUAAGAUCCGUGAGGACAACAGUGUGGAGACGUCGUAUCUGCCCGAGCCUGGUUCCUAUGUUCACCUGGAUCAUCAUUUUCUCCUGGAUAACUCCUUUGAUCACUUCCACGCAGGCGAGUAUGUGGGCUACGAGAUGGACGACCCAAGCCUGCGGGAUGAGGAUGGUCCUCCUACUUACAUCUACGCGAUCGUGGUGGAGGAAAUCCCAGGAGAGGAGAGCAAUGCGCUCUUUCUAACUCGGAAGUACAAGAUCAACAUCGGUGACGACCGGGAGGUAAUCGCAGAUGGAAUUGAUCUGUAUAAGUUCAGACGACCACCAGACGCACAACGUGAUGGCACUGGCAUGGAACUUGUCAAACGUGCUAGUGAGAGUGAAGUACCUCCUCCCAAGCACACUGGGGUUCUUAAGGAUGCCCUUGGCGAAGUGACAAGAGUUCUCGAAGAGGCAUGGAAACUGCCCUUGGAAACACGCAGGAAGAUCAUCAAACGACUCUUCUUCAAGUGGCACCCAGACAAGAACCCGGACGAUGUUGAGUUCUGCACUAAGGUGUUUCAGCACCUUCAGAAUGAGAUUCAAAGGCUGGAGAUCGGAAAAGCCAGUGUCUUUCACUCUUCUGGCUUCUCUGAUUUCCAUGGCUUUUCUCAGAGGUGGGGUAGACGAGCCCGCAGUUACGGACAAAGCUGGAGUAGCUAUGGAACUAGUCGCGGGUAUAGCGGGGGAUGGUCUAGUUACCGUUCCUCUUAUGUGCCGAGGAGCUCUGGGCGCAGGAACCCUCAGCCCACAGAAUCGCGACGAUGGUUUCGCCAAGCUGAGGCGGAUCUCGCGGCGGUUGCGAAUGAUCUGGGUGUUCUGAACAUGUACUACGAAUGGGGAUGCUUUAAGUCUCAUCAGGCUGCUGAAAAGGCUCUAAAGGCUGCCCAGUUCUCAUUGGACGCGACCAACGUUCGCAUACACGACCUACACAUGAUCGCCAGCUGUUUAGACGAUUCCACACUCAGCAGCCUCGCCAUGCAGCUUGAAGACCUGGUUGGUAACUCUAUGCGCAUGCGCUACCCAGACUGCAUGGUUUCUCCCAGAAUCCCUCACGAUGUGUACACAAGACAGCAAAGUCGAGACGCGUAUUGUCUGGCCAAAAAGAUCUUGAAUCGAGUCAGGGAGAGAUUUUUCUAGAGUAACAGGGCGACAUCCCUGUAUGAAAUGACUUAGAAGGUGUUGUACAGAAAGACGGGAAGCACUUGAGAGUCCGACCUUUCACUUCACUUUCAAUGUAGUUUCACACAUUUGUUAUAGUUAUAUUGUUACUGUUUACGAAAGCAGUUUUCGCUAUCGUUAUCGUUUCCGUUUCCGUUUCGUUAUGUUUUUUUUAUUUUUUAUUAGCAGAUAAUUUUUAGGCACGAACAUGUUAGUCGCGUUAGAUCUAGUUUAGAAACAGAGGAUGAGCGUUGAAUUUCAUUGACUGACAAUUGAUUAAAGCAGGUUCCAUUUAGUAAGCGUGAAGUAAAUCCACAACGGGAGCCGGAUUUUAGAUUGCAAAGUAAAUGUUUUUUGAAAACCAUCGUUGCACGUCUGAACACUUAAAAAAAUAGUUGUAAGGUAAAUCACCAAUAAAUCUUAUUAAACGAG